Anopheles marshallii is the source of this 678-nucleotide messenger RNA. RefSeq names its product exosome complex component RRP46 (gene Rrp46). Bases 1 to 678 code for a protein of 225 amino acids. Lineage: Eukaryota; Metazoa; Arthropoda; Insecta; Diptera; Culicidae. Gene Ontology annotation, cellular component: nuclear exosome (RNase complex); cytoplasmic exosome (RNase complex); nucleolus. The transcript has 3 exons. The record is from RefSeq and is a predicted model, not a curated record. Gene Ontology annotation, biological process: U4 snRNA 3'-end processing; nuclear mRNA surveillance; poly(A)-dependent snoRNA 3'-end processing.
AUGGUGCAAGAACCGAAAACGAUGGCCAAUUCGCUUAAUUUACGGAGAAUGAUAUGUGAAACCAAUGUGUUGUCGCGUUCCGACUGUUCAGCAGCAUUCUCACAAGGUGCCACACAGGUAAUGGUGGCUGCAAACGGUCCCGCGGAAAUAAAGAUAAGAAAUGCUGAAUCGGAAAAUUGUCAUCUCGAGGUACAGUACCGAUCGAAUGCCGGGCACGAGGACAUACAGCACCGUUUGAUGGAAAGUCUUAUCAAACGUUCGUUCGUGCGUGUUGUGUCAACACCCGCUUUCUGCCGAAGUGCCGUUUACAUCUACGUUCAGGAGAUGACCGACAAGGGUGGACUAUUGGCCUGUGCAAUUAAUGCCUCUUGUUUGGCUUUGAUAACGAGUGGAGUGGAGCUCAACUUUACGGUGGCAGCUGUGCACUGCAUAAUGACGGAGGAUGGUGUAAUGAUUCUUGAUCCAGAUCAAAAACAAAUGAAACAACCGCAUAGCUCGUUCACGUUUGUAUUCGACAGCAUCGCUAAGAAUACGGUCACCUCGUACGUGUAUGGUAGUUUCAGUUUUGAAGAAUACGAGCAGGUGGUGAGUGUAUGCAGAGCGGCAGUGGAUAAAAUAUUCAACUUUUAUCGGAAGGUUUCACAAAACAUUACAAAAGUUGUUACAGAUGAUAGUUAA